This is a messenger RNA of Xyrichtys novacula (pearly razorfish), 11320 nucleotides long. Lineage: Eukaryota; Metazoa; Chordata; Actinopteri; Labriformes; Labridae. The record is from the annotation of a GenBank genome assembly.
AUGGGUCAAGAAAGGAUUCAAAUUUCUGUUCUUGUGUUCCUGAUGUUGUUAUUCUCAGGUAAAAGUCAGUAUUCUUAAAAUUAAAGAAAUAUUGCUGCUUGAAUGUCGUGAGUUUGAUGGAUGUAUUUACUGUAUGUGUCCACUAUUUCUACAAGAAUGUGAUAUAACACUUUUCUUAAUCUGUCUUUCAUCUUCAGGAGCAGAGGCCGGACAAAAUAUCUCCUCCAUCACUGUCAAAGCCGGAGAUGAAGUCACUGUACCUUGUGGAAAUGUGACUAAAGACAAGCAGAGUAGUGGCACUUUUUUUUGGCUUUUCAGUCCUCAUCCUUUUGUUUCAGCAAAAGUGUUGGUUACAAGCGGAAAGAUUAAAAAAAGCAGGAUUUCAAACGGAAGGUUAGAGAGGCUGACAGUCGGCGAGAACUGUUCUCUGGUUAUAAAAGAUGUCAAACGUGCGGAUGUCGGUCAAUACUCCUGCAGACAGUCCAAACAAGGAGAUGAACAAACUCUAGACUUCGACUAUUAUCUCUCUGUUAUCGAAAGUAAGUAUUGACUUUAAAAAAUAGAGCCUCAAACAUCUUGUUCCGACGAUAUAAAAUCAUUUAAAAGCUUGUUUUUGUUCCCUCACAGUGUCUACAGUUGAGAAACAUGAGUCCCAGGAUGCCGUCAUAUUUUACUGCACCGUGUUCAGGUUUGCAGAGUGCUGGCACACAGUGAAGAUGCUGUAUAAAGGUGACAUGAAUGACAUGAAGACAUUACAGGCUUCCUGUUCAACCAGAGUGACUUUUACAACUCCUUGUGAUCUGGAUCCAAAUGUUGGACAAACAUUGUAUUGCAAAGUGACAGAUCAUAAGAGUGGGCAAACUCUGCUGUACGAUUACAGCUCUUGGUUAUCAGACAACAAACCAGGUACAAUUUGAUUAUUUUUGUUUGUUAUGGUCUUCAUCAUUUAUUUUCAUCCAAGUCAAAUGUGUCAUUUUUAAUUUCCAUUUGUUGUGUUUCGCAUCUUCAUCUAAAGGGGGCACAUCAGCAGAGAGAAAUCGAACAUUAACUGUGAAGGACUAUCAUGGACACCACGGUACAGAUUUCUCUCUCUGCUUUAUUGUAACAUAUAAAUGCAAACUGAUACAAGUUAAAAUACAGAGAUUUUGGACCUCUUCAGAGCAGUGUAACAAAAGAAAAUUUAAAUGCUAAUAAUAUUAAACUAUAAUAGUACAUAUGGAAGCACGAGCAAAAAAUAAGGCUUGUAAUGAGUGAAAAAAGGCCUGAAUAUGAAAAAAUGUACAUGUCAGGUUUUUUUAAUGAGACAUUUUCAAGCUUUUGAGGAAGUGGUGUCAAAACUUGGCCCACUGUUCGUUGGUCACUCUCUUGCUCUGGGUCUGAUUUCCACCGCUAUGCUGAUGAUCUGCGGUUUUAGUAGCCCCCCCCCCAUCAAGUGUAAAAGAAUCCUCAUUAGACUUUUGCAUUUGACCUGCACGUCAAAGAAGUGACAAAAGUUGCCCUUUUUCCACCUCAGGGGUUAUUAUAUUUUAUACUCAUUACAAGCCAUUCAGAUCUCAUUUUCGGAGUGUAACGUUGAAAAAAGCUGUUUUAUCUGGACUUUUCAGGUGGAUUUGCUUAAUUACUGUUUACUCUACAUAAGACAAAACUGUGACCAAGACUUCACAGUUUUUGUGGUGUGAUAUCUAGAGGAUGCAUGACGUGGCCACACUUUUGAGCUAAGAGCACUGCAUGUGCACAGAAAACAACAUCCAGGACUUUACUCAUGCUGCCACCUGUUGACUCACUUCUGAUUCGAUGGACCCUGUUUUUUUUGCUCCCUCUCAGUUCCAGCUCUAUUUAGACUGAUGAUCGUGACUGUGGGAUUGUCAGCUCUCAUAGUAACUGUGGUGACGGUCAACAUAUGGACGAGAACUGGAGGUGAGAACCUUUUGAAUUAGACACACCCGAUUCGAAAACAGCUGCCACACUGAGUUAAACAUUGAAAAAGAACAGAUAUUAAUGGUUUGUAAAUCAUGUAAAUUAUAUAUUUAAGUGAAAAAAGGUGCAACACCAACAUAUCAAGUGUUAAAAAAGAGAGUUCUUACUGUUUAUGAUUGCCGUAUUGACCACUGUGUUGCAUCGCCUCUACAUUUUACACUCUGUAGAUAUUUGGGGACUGAUUCUUAGGAUUUCCCAUAUAGAUUUUUUUGCCAAAAGCUGGAAACAGGGUCUUCAUAUUGUAUAUUUAUUACAGUGUGAAACAUUUUCAGUGGAUGACAAGUCAGCAUGGACUCUUCUACUACAGAGCCAUGUUGUUGUAAUCCCUGCAAAAUGUGGUUUGUCAUUGUCUUGCUGAAAUACGAAGGUCUUCCCUGAGAAAGUCAUCAUCUGGAUGGCAUUAGAUGUUUGCUACUAAAACCUGUAGAUAUUGUUCAGCUUCACAAAUGUGGAAGAUACCCAUGACAUGGACUCUGAUAAUCCCAUUCCAUCAGGGAUGCUGGAUUUGGACUGUGCACUUAAAACUAGUCCCGCCUCUCUUUACAGCAAAAACUAUAACCGCCAUGAUUUCAUGAAAGAGACUCAAAUUUUUUUAUUGGUUGGGAUGAAAUUUGAUUUUCUAAAUCAAGAAGAAAUGAUAAACUUUGGUUCACAUUGUGGAAAUUAAAGUAGACUCUUUUUUGUCUUCACAGCAACUAAAACAAAGGUGGAUGACGAUACUGUGAGUUUGAAAACUUCAUUAACAUCAAUUUGUAAUCAAAAUGAAAGAACCAAUUAUUUUAAAUCAGCCUGAAUAAGUGAGAUUUAAAGCUCUUUAUUUUAAUGUCGUGUUUGUUCUUUUUCUUUUAGCAGGACAAAAACAACGUCAGUGAAAAUGAGGGUUCAGCCAUCUAUGAAAGCCUUGAAGAUCACGCUGCUGCUGUCAGACUCCAGUGAGCAACUACUUCAGGAUCAAUAUCAGUUAUUGUAAGGAAAUGAAAAAAAGCUCUUUUUUUAGUGUUAUAACUUUCACAUGAUGCUUUUGAACAUCAGCUUUGCAAUAGUAAUCAAACUCUUUAUACAACUUGAAAGUAAAAAGCUUUUAUAAGUAGCACACUGCAAAAACUCAAACUAAGGAGUUAUUUUUCUUCUUUCAACCAAAAAUAUCUAUCAAACUUAUUCUAAGCCUUAACCACGAGCCCAGUCCUGAUAUUACAAGUUAAAAAAAACAUCAGGAUUUACUGUAAUGAGGUACAGUGUAUUAUUAUGUACAUUUUGUUUUUUAAGCUUGAAUGAACUCUCAGAACUGUGUGAGUGUUUUUAUCAAACAAAAAUGAUUUGAUUUCAAUAAAACUGCUCCAUGUCAUUGUGUUUUAUUCCUCGAGCAUAUUGGCUACAAUAAAGAGGCCAAUGCUUUUUAGAGUAGGGCUUCUGGCUGGAGGUUAAAAAAAGUAUUAGGCUGAAUCUUAUUUUCCUUCCUAAACCCCAAAGCCGCAGAGCUUUUUUUAAAAAUGAUUUCCAUGUCAUGACGUUGUUUGUGGGUUUCAUUAGCUGCAUGUUUCACAUCAUAAUGCAAUGACCACUGGGUUAUUCCCUCCAGCAAAGUCUGCAGAGAUGCUGGCUUAUGAAAAGGGUGCAUACUCAUCUUUUCAAUGAGACCAAACCCUCCAACGAUGGGCAUUGAUUUUUGUUACACAGCUGUUUGCUUUAAAUUGAAUGAUUUUGGCAUUAUCAAGGAGAAAACCGGAUAAAUAUUGAUGCUGCCAGCUACAUCCAGGAUGCCAGGAAUCCCAGAAUGCAUUGCUGGGUAAGUGCACAUUGGGGCAGGACAAGUGUUGGGUUGUUGUGAAGACUUUUUAGUGUGUGACAUGAUGCAUAAGAUCAAGAAAGCACAUCUUUCUCAGGAAAUUGUGGUGCAGUGGCUGGUGUGGGUGCUAGAAACUGAGCAGCAAGCCCAAAACCAUCAACCACACUCACAUCAAAUGUUUCCGGACUCCAAUGGGUAACUUUCUGCCACAUUUGCUGUCUACCAAUAAUCUAAACCCUUUAAAAACUACUUUUAUUUGCUAUAAGCACAGGAAAUUUUGUGUAGAUAUGUUAAUAUAUGGCAGAGCUAAAGCAGUUUAAAAUUGUGUGGUGUGAGUUUUAUCAAAAUCCAAGUUUGGCACAGUGUACUGAACACGCUCACUGACAAAAAGUCACAGUUUGCGGCACACAUGAAGACCAACAUCUCAAGGUUAUCCAGAGCAAAGUUGAUGCAGAUAUGUUCAAUGGUCUCAGAGUUAAAGUUCAUAGAGUUAGGCAUGACAGAGCUUGCUGCCACUGGGGUAGUGAUCUGAUUAAGAUGAAAAAUAGCCUCAUGAGUGUGCUAAGGCCUGGACCCUCAGUGUGCGCGUGUGUGUGUGUAACUUGGUUGAGAUUGGAGUGUUGAUGGCUGAGAAAAAAACUACUUCCUGUUUUACUGUGGGACACCUAUCUAGGAAUAGGUUAAGCUAGCUCUUGGGGGUUGACUAGUGGCAAUGAGGCCCUACGCUACUUCUCAUGCCACAGGCCGGCUCUGACCUCACCCCUCAGCUCUUUAUUUAGAAAUCCUUUUAGUGUUUGUCACUUGGUGAGUAAGUCCACAAUGACUCUGCCUACAGUAGUGUCACAAGUUUACUCUUUACAGCAUUCUCAUUUAACAGUGAAACAUAUAUGAGUACAAACAUGCAAAUUUCUUAUGAAGAAAGGAGGAAGUGGGGAGAUUGAGGAAGAAGACAACAUCAGAAACAAAGCUGUGUGUUAUUUUUCAUCUAAGUGUGUAGGAUUCAAAGAUGAAACAUGAUACUUAAAAAUAAUGUUUACAUCUUGAUUUCUAAAGAUGUGUGCUGUUUACUCGCUAAUCCUUAAAGGGUCAAACCUGCACAGUUGUUUAGAUGUGGUUUCAGACUAGAACAGCUCCCCCUCAUUUCUCAAGAGAAAAAUAAAAAAUAAAAAAAAUAACACUCAGCCACAAACAGGAACAUACAUAUCUUAGAUCGCUAACAAACCACCACCCAAGACUGUUGUAUUUUUGAGUCUCCGCGUAUGAUGAGGCCAGAACUUUGACUUAAGUUUAUUAUAUUAUAAGAUUUUUUAAGAGGGAGAGGUUUGAACAUUUUAUUUUUUAGUUUAAUUCUUCAUUCAGGAAAAUAUUCACAUUCACACAACCUCAUGUCUGUGUCAUCAAAUCCUGUAUGUAAGUGUUACUUUUGUUACAGGAUGCCGGUGAAGCUAAAAUCUUAUAAAAAUCCGCCAAAGGUCGAGCAGAGUGACAGCAUCCACUUCAUCAUUUCUGCGAACAUGUCAGCAGCUCAUGUCCUCUUUCAUCUACAUGUACCCAUAUCUGACGUUUUAGCAGUGAGGUUAUCUCCCCGAAAAAAUCAGCAGAAUAGCAAGAAUAAGAGGAAAAACUCAAGCAAAGAUGAGGAAGUAGGAGCAGCUGUAUAAUAACAGGAAGUUGAAACUGUAACUCUUCAUUCAGAGUCUCAGAGAAUAAAGAACGAGAGACAAAGAUGUUCAGAUUCAGAGGGAGUAAAAUGUCUUUAUUUGGGAAACUGAUGCUUCUGCUUACAGGUAAGAAUUCACAUGAACAUCAUACACCAAUGAAAGAUGAGUUACUGAUGUUUUUGACUUAAGUGGAACUGAUUCAAGGCUCACCAACAACGCUUCACUGUGCCUUCUCUGAUCGUUGUAUGCUGGUGUGAUUUUCUACACGGACAGACUGAUGAUCACUGUCAGCCUUUUGUUUUACAUGAGACUACUUUUGCUCUGCCGCUGGUUAGUCCUUCUCUCUGGGUCUGCUUUCUUGUAAGCUCUGUACGACCCACAUUAUCUGGUUGUCUAGAUGUGACACGACAGAGUUGUGUAGCUGUAGUGUAGGUGAACCUGCCACAAACUGCUCUAUGUUGAAUGUUUAAUUGAACAUUAUUUAAAGAUAUUUCAACAAAGUUUUCUGUUUGAUUUUUUGCAUUUUUACUGUCAGUGCAGUUCCAAAUAUCAGUCUUACUAUCAGCCUUGAAACACUGAUAUCAGUCAACCCCUACUUAUAAAUAUUUGCUGCUUUUUGCUGCAUUUACUUCAAUCCUCAAUUAUGUUUUACUUUCAUGUUUAUUUUUUACCUUUCACAGCUGUAUGUGGACUUGAAGAGCAGUCUGUCACCGUCAGAAUUGGAGAUGAAGUCACUUUACCUUGUAAAAAUGUGAUAAAGGAUCAGCAGAGCUGUGACAAAACUACUUGGCUUUACAGUAAAAAUGUGGGGGUCACAUCAGAAGAGCUGGUUACACAUGGAAAUAUCAGUAAAACUGCAAUUUCAAAAGGUUAUUCAGACAGACUGAGAGUCAGUGAGGACUGUUCUCUGGUUUUAAAAAAUGUGAUACGAGAGGAUGUUGGUCGUUAUGUUUGCAUGCAGUUCAAACCAGGAGGAUAUACAGAUGCUCCAGUUUUUCUCUCUGUUAUUAACAGUAAGUUUGACAUUUUUAAAUUCAAACUGUUCAGUAAAAACAAAAUAUAAAACAGUAGAUAAAUGAUGAUAACUUUGAGAAAGUUAAUGUUACUCCUGUUCUUUUUUCUCUCACAAUGUCUCCACCAGUGGAAAAACAAGAGAUCAUAUUUUACUGCUCCGUGUUCACAUAUACUGGUUGUUGGCACACUGUGCAGUGGCAGUAUAAAGGUAGCAUGACUGAUGUCGUCACAGUACCGCGUACCUGUUCAGCAGAAGUGACAUUUCCAGCUCCUCUCCAGAAGUCAAACUCUGAAGAGCAGCUGGUUUGUAACGUGACGGACAAUAGAAGUGGACAGACUCAUCUGUGGGACUUCAACCUUCAGUCCUCAAAUGGGAAUAACGGUACAACUUUUUCAUUUGGCUUUCAACCUAGUUUUAUGACAAACCUAGUGUAUUUUACUGUUAUCUCUUUUGUUUUGUUUUUCUGUGACAAUCAACAAAAACAGGAGAACAUAAACCUUUAGGGGAAGAAGAGACAACAGGAGGUGAAUCCUCAACAAAACCAGGUACAAAUGUGACUUCUUAAAGAGGAACUUUGGUAUUUUCAACCUGGGCCCUAUUUUCUAUGUGUUUGUAUGAACAUCUCUGGAAUCAUCUACCAGUCAUGGUGUUGGGGGGCAGACAGCUUACUGUUCAGGUCUGGGUCAGCUCUUAGUUAUGCUGCUAUAGGUUUAGACUGCCAGGGGUUCUGGCUCAAUACUGGACCAAUUUCAGAAAUUGUUCACAUCAGUCAAACACAGGAAAACAUGACCCAGGUUAAAAAAAUACUGAAGUUCCCCUUUAACUAGGAGAUGCACACUCGCACCAAUGACGCAUUUCCAUGUUCGGGUUACAUGUAAAGUUAUUUCCCUGUUUGUCUUCUCCUUACAGAUUGGUGGCACUAUGUCAUUGUGGCUGCAGCAUUAGCAGCACUCCUGAUGAUCCUCUCAGUCAUUGUGGUGGUCAUCAGGCGUAAGAAAACUAAAGGUGAGGGUGGUUAGGGAUGAAACUACUGUUCUGAUCAGGGCUGUGUCCAGACAUUUUAGGUGAGGGGGGCCCAACUGCAGCACAGACUCAUUCAAGCACUGUAAAAAGAAGGUGAUUUUCCAAAAUCCCAAGAUAGACAACUUACCAAAAGGAGUGAGCUGAGUUUGAAUGCAAAGAUUGACACUGACAGUCUGGUAAAAUUUAUGGAUUUUAUGUGACAACACAGCAUCCCAUCAUCCUGCUCUGUGACCUGUGCAGUGUUUAGGUUACAUGGUCCACCUGCAGUUAACAACACAUACAGUGAUUUUUGCGUUUAGCUACUAAACUUAACCCACAAAGUAUAACAUCUACAUGAGUAUAUCGUGUUUGCAGCUAGCUGUGUUUUUAACCAAAACUGUGGUUAUGUAAGUCCAUGUUAAGUUGAGCUCCAACAAGUGUCGUGAUCAUUGUGAAAUAUAAGCUACUUCCAUUCGUUUAAAAAAAAAAAAAAGUUCGGUUAGAAAGUAUAAAUGUUCAAAAAAGAUUUGUAACCUGAAGAGGCACAAACUCUGAAAAUGUUUUUGGAGUGUCGUUCUUCAAAAGUGCUGUAUCACCUCUCAAAGGGCUGCUACAGCUAGCUCUUAAACAGCUGCUGUUUCUUCUUCAUCUCUCCUCCACUUUAUGGCAUAUGGUAAACAAAUAACUUCUGUAUGCUUAUUUUUGACAUGAUAUUAUUUUCAAUUCUUAUGAAAGGACAGUCAUCGGCAUAAACAGUAUAUUAACAAAAAACACAUUUUUCAAACUUCCAGCAAACUUCGGAGGAGUCUGCGGUUCACUUAAAGUAAUCAGGCCUCUAAACUUGAUUGUCUUAGUCUGCUGACGGCGCUAGAAUCCUAAAGUUGGUGCUACAUAAAAAAAAAAAAAAGUCAUAUUACUGAAACACAUGAAUAUCAACAGUUUAUUGAACCACAAGUUUAAUCUUUGACAAGGCAAAUGGCCAAUCACAGGUGAGAAUUUUGGGAUGCACCACCCCUAACGAUCUCUGUGUGUAGUCUGUGGAUCCUGGGUCAUAUUUUAAACCUGCAAAUCCACAAUUUAAUCUCUCUUUUUUUGUCUUUUCAGGGAACAAAACACACAGGGAUGGAAACACAGUGAGUUGUGACAAAUACUUAUUGUGGAUGGAUAAGGUGUGGAUACAUGCAAGCUUUUAAAGAUACUCAACAAAUAGCUGUUGAAAUGUAGUGUCUGUGUUAAAAGAGCUGUUUCAGGAAAAUGAAUCAAGUAUAUGCAGAUGUACUGUAACUGUAACUUCAUGUUGGUCUUCAGGGUCAGAGCUCAGUGACUCAGGCUGGUGUGGAAACCAGUCAGGAGAAGGUGAGAUCAUGCUCUACGCCCAGUUUAAAGUCACACCCACAGUUUUUUUUUUUUAAUCUUUUUUUUUCUGAUGACAUCAAAACUCACAGUCUUUUUAAUAAACAGUCACACCCCACCCUCUUCUUUAGAGAAAAGGAGAAGUCAAGUUGUGAAACUUCACUAAAAAGCCCACAUGCUACUGAGUACUCAUUAUUGUGUGUUGUCUUCAUCGUGUAGGCGGACCCUGGAGAUGGUGUUGCGUAUGCCACUGUCAACUUCACCAAGAAGAGCAACGGCAAAACCAAGGUAAGAUCUCUGAUUGCAUACUGUUCUGUUUCUUGGCAUUAGGUUGAGUUAAAUGGAACAUGCUAACCACAUCAAUGAGGCCAGUACGCUCAAAAUAGGUUUGUUAACAUCAGUGGCGAUUUUGGUCUGGAAGUUUAGCAGGAAGAACUCAUAAUGCAAUCCAGAAAUACCAGAUAUUACUGUCAUACCCUCACCAAAAAACAGCAGCAAGUGAGAGAGGGGACCACAGCACCUUUGAUGGCAAAACUGCUGCUGAAUAAUGCCAUCACACAAACAAUGUCAAUCUGGUGACAUAUAUUAUCAUAUCAAUGACGCCACAAAAUGGCAGUGUUCAAGACCUCACAAUAUCAAAUAGGCCUACUCAAGAUCGAAACAAUGUGACAAUAAUACAAACACAAAGGCGUGAACGGUGCACACCCAAUACAAUAAUCAAUAUACAAAACCACCACACACAAUAUACCACAGCCAAACAGCCAUUUUAGCAGCAAAGACAGGUCCCUAGGGGAGCCCACGUGUGGUUGUGUCCACCACACACACCCACACAUGUUUCUUCAAACAAUAUGUAAACUACAUUAUAAAUUCCAUGUAGAAUAAUAGACUCACCGAUGUGGAUCCCUUUUUGAAGAGGAAUGACGCUCUGCGGUCCUUGAUGUGUGCAAACUUCUCUGUGACUUUUCUGUGAAAAUCCAACAAUCCAUGGAUGACUUCACUUACCAUAGAAAGUACCACCAGGGCAUUCAGUCUCUGUGCAGACCUGUGCAGUUCCAACUCUCUCUUCUAAUCAGCCAAGGAGAAGCACUCUGGGGCCCUGAAUUUCGGGCCCCACCGCCAAAACACACGCAUGAACGUGCAGCCUUUCGCCAUCUUGACUGUGCUCCACAAAACAGAGGCACUAAUGAACACUCGACACUACAGAAAGUAGAGAAAUUGGGUUCAUCAAGAGAGCUGCAGACGUCUCAAUAUGGACAAAGUUAAAUUUGAACUUGCACUCAACGACAUUUUUGACACAGGAAAAAAAAUAAAUUAAAAAAAAAAAAAAUGGUUAUAAUCUUCUGCUGCACAGCAGCGCCCCCUGUGGGGGCUCCUAAUGCAAAGAUUCUAUUGGUUAACAUGCUGAAGUCAGCCAGGUGUGAUUUUUCUCAUGAUUGCGAUUUUUAAGCCCAGUCUCGCAUAAACUCCUGACUCCUAAAUGUAAAUGUUCAUUUCACACCUUUAUACUUCAACCACAAUUUCCAAGAGCUAUGUUGAACAAAGGAUGUCGGUCUCUGAAGUUUUAAAAGUGGAACUGCAGUGAAAGAAAACAUUUAACGCCAGGACUCUUCUACUACAGAGCCAUGCUGUUGUAAUCCCUGCAGAAUGUAAUUUAGCAUCUUCUGGCUAAAAUAUGAAGGUCCCUGAAGUCAUUGUCUGGAUGGCAGCACAUGUUGCUCCUAAAUCCCAUUUAUACUGUUCAGCAUGAAUGAUUGGAGAUGGUUGUUCUGCAGAUUAUGAAAUCCUAGAAACUCUUUGCAGUUGUAGUCUCAGGAACAUUAUUGUGAAAUUGCUGAAUUUUUAGCUGAUACAGUUUCUAACAGUUACUUAUACUCCCAAUCUGUUCAUGUGGUGUUUGAUAUCAUGAUUCUGCUUAUCCAUCUAUCAUCUCACUCUAUGUAGACUAAACUGUGCUUGAGUAUAUCAAACCAUGUCUUUUAUUGUAAUGUCUUUGUUUUAUCUUGAAGCCCAAUGAAGGUGGUGGUGAUGAAGGUGAAUUAGUGUUCUACAGCACUGUCAAAGUUUCUCCUCCUACAACUGAAGCUUCCAUUGAUCCCAGCAGCCUCUACGCCACUGUCAACAAACCAAACAAAGAAGACGGGACAGGAUAAUUACAGACAGAGUUAUUUCAUGCUAUAGAGAAUCAUUUAAUAUUUAUUGUUCUGUAUAUUGUGUCAUUAGAUGCAGCUGUAAAUACAAUUUUUAAUGUUCUGAUAUAUUAUCAUUAUUAUUAUCAGACUAACUUUUGUUCAUUUAAAUUAUAUAUUUGAUAAGUUUUCCAGUAAAUUGCUGUUAAAAGGACUCUCUAACCAGAGCAGGAUCUUCUAGCCUUUUAGCCAUACCACGGGUUAUUUUAAGAUGUUAGAAAAUAUGUAUAAUACAUGAAAAAUGUGUUCUAAGAUGUUAUUUGGCUUGUUAUAUAAAAUCUUUCUUCAUAUUGACCUGGUUAAAUCUCUCAAAAAAUAAAUGGUGCUCGUUCCUGAUGUA